ACGUCCAUGAGACCAAAAUCUCUGUCGCUACAGGUGUAGUGUAUUAAAAUACUCCUUAGGAAUGUGCUACUUAGGGUGCACUGAGCGUGCUCGGUACAUCUGCUGAAGCCACUGCCCUUCACCUUGUCCUUAUUAGUCGUAAGUUUCUGCGGACUACUUUUGAGAGGGGUUAAAAAGUGACAAAAGGGGCGAAUCGGAGGAGGGGGGUGACCAGGGUCUGAGCAGGGGGUGAAAAUUUACUGGUCUGGUGGGUCAAACAGCUGGAGGCAACAUUAGGGGAGGGGCUAAAGGGCAAAAUCAGAAAGGGGGGGGAGGCAGAGUUAAGCCCAGGAGUGAGGUGGUGUCAGAGGGCAAAACCCUGGUACAAGCAGGGGCAGAGGGGGUAGCAGUUACCCCCGUGGCACUGAGAUAACAGUGCUUUGUAAACUGGAGAGCAGUGGGUUAAAAGCAGAUGCAGCAGAAGGAAAAACGGAAGUUCUUUCUUUAUAGAGGAAAAAAAGCCCAGCUCUGAGAUCGCUGCUCAGCCAUCCCUCCUACACUGAAGACGGGGUCCCAGUCCCAUUCAGUACCUGCGCAUGCUGCCUUUCCGCUAGCUGAAUUGCAGCUGCAACCCUUCCGCUAGUGUUUGUAUGCGCAGUGACAGGGUUAAACCACAGAGCUCAUACGCCUUUGUAGAGAGGACCAGGAACUACUGCAAGGGGGGAAAUUAAUAUAAAAGGAACUUCCUGUCCCCAACUCUUUGCCCUCCUCACUUGUAACUUAGCCCACUGCAGCAAUUGUGCAUUAGAGUUGCGUGGCUGAAUCCGUUUCCAAAGAAGCAUCGGCCCCAAACAAGGAGGUUUCUCUGGUCCCACAUGCUGCCAGCCCAGCGAGGAGGCAGGCAACCCAGCUCCUUCUCCAGCUGUUCCCAGGCUGGGGAAGAUAAUGAUCCAAACAGUGGACCAAAUUCAAUGAUGAAUCCUGGUCACAUGCCCCCUGUGGGACAUUGCACAUAUGCUAAGAAGACUCAUUACAGCCAUCUCCAUUGAAGCCAGGAGAGGGAGAGAGAACAAGCAGUAACUACUGGGAGCUUUAGGAAUAGGAACUGGGACCCAUUACAGGACUUAAGCCUGCAGGAAGCACCUUUUGUGAGUGAAUUUCACUUGGACCAAUAAAGCCAUCUAGAUUUGUUUAAAUAGUUCAUCUCCAGAGUGUGAGAUGCAAGCCUACAAAUCAUCAAACCAUUACAAAAAGUAUGUGCAGCAGGAAAUGGUUAGUGGAGCUGAUCCUAACUAUGGGAUGCUAAGGAUGAAUGUUUUUCACCAAGCAUACAAGUGAGAUGCAGAACUGAGACAACUAGAGCAUAGGCCCAAGCUGGAGUAACCUCACAAAGACAGACCAGACAUGCAGCUGUGAGUAACUGCAUCUGUGCGCCUUCAGUUACAGACACUGACAAACUGAGUGGUGCAAUCUGAAGUAAAGAUGGAGGAGCAAAACGUAUUCAGCCAUCGACCAGCAGCGGAAACAGAGCAAGCAAAAAAUGCACCCACACUAUCCCUAUCUGGGACAGUUGACUCCAGUAAUGAUAGGGAAGCCACUCCGCAACAGUACAGCAUCAGCAUGGAGAAGCACUGCAGACACUUUAGACAGUUCUGCUAUCAGGAAGCAGAAGGACCCCAAGAGGUUUACAGCCGACUCUGUGAACUUUCCCAUCUGUGGCUGCAGCUGGGUCUCCAUACAAAAGAGCAGAUCAUCGAGCUGCUGGUUCUUGAGCAAUUCCUGACCAUCUCGCCUGAGGGAAUCCAGACAUGGGCCCAGAGAUUUCAUUCAGAAACACGUUCCAGUGACACUGGAAGACGUGGCUGUGUAUUUCACCAAGAAGGACUGGGGUCAUCUGGACAAAAGGCAGAGGGAGCUCUACACGAAUGUCAUGCAGAAGAAUUUGAAGUCUUCUCUCUGGGAUUUGAGACUCCAAAACCUGAUGUGAACUCUCAGAUGGAAACGAGGAAGAGUCUUGCAUCCCAGAUUGUCAGGAUGCCAGAGAAAGGGAAUAGCAAGGGGAGGCAUAGGUCAGAAAUGAAAUGCUUUGGCAGAGCAGUGAAGAGAGGGAGAGCCCAGGACUGGAACAGCAGGGGGUGCUGUAUGUCUGGAUUCUCAUUCUGUUCCAGCAGGUAUGGGAACAUGAAUGAAAAUGAGGAGGAAGAUCCUCAGCAGGAAGGUCCCAAGCCAGUGGAAGCCCCUGGGACAUUAUCAGACUUUUUCAUAAGGGAAGCUUUUCCGAGUUCUGACCAGGACAAAACCUGUGAAAGGCAGGAGAUAUGUUCUCCAGAGGAGAGACAGGAAAAACCUAUUCGUUGUGAAAGAGGCUUCAGGAAACGCAAAGACACCAUCGUUCACCAGAAAACUCUCCUGGGCGAGAAGCCUUACAUAUGUAUUGAAUGUGGGCAGAGCUUCAACCGGAGCUCGGACCUCAUCCGCCAUCAGCGGAUCCACACUGGCGAGAAACCCUAUGUGUGCACCGAGUGCGGGAAAAGCUUCAGCCGGCGCUCGCACCUUAUCCAGCACCAGAGAAUCCACACGGGGGAGAGACCCUACCAAUGCAAAGACUGUGGGAAGAGCUUCAGCCAGAGCACGCAUCUUGUGCAGCACCAAAGGAACCACACCGGAGAGAGGCCCUAUGUGUGUGCAAAGUGUGGGAGGAACUUUUACCAGAACUCGGGGCUCAUCAGACAUGCCAACUUCCACACAGGUGAGAAGCCCUACAAAUGCCCCGAGUGUGGGAAAUGCUUCAGUGACAGCUCCAACCUCAUCGCGCACCAGCGGCUGCACACAGGCGAGAAGCCCUACAAAUGCACGGACUGUGACAAAUGCUUCAGUGAGAGCUCCAAGCUGAUCAUCCACCGCCGGACCCACACGGGAGAGAAGCCCUACAUGUGUCCUGAGUGCGGGAAGAGCUUCAGCCAGAGAUCCCACCUUGUCCAGCACCGCAGGACGCACACAGGAGAGAAACCAUACAAGUGCUCCGAGUGUGGGACGAGCUUCAGCGACAACUCCACCCUGAUCCGGCACCGCAGGACACACACUGGGGAGAAGCCCUUCAAAUGUGCGCAGUGUGGGAAGAGCUUCAGCCGCAAUUCGUACUUAGUGUCGCAUCAGAGAGUGCACGUAUGGUAGGGAGCAGCAGUGGCUCGGUCCCUGGGCAAGUAUGGUACCAUGCAGGCACAUGAAACAGCUGCAGCGACUGGGGGUGUGGGUGACUGAAUCAAAGAGGAGGGUGGAACACAUUCCUGGGAUGACAGGCAAUGUUUGGGGUCACAGAGUGGUGGGAGCCAAGGAGCUGUGUGCUGGAACAUGGAUGGAUCAGUCUGGAAUCUCAGACCUGGCAGGUGAUGAAAUGACAAGGUCAAUUUUCCUGUUUGUUUUGGUGUUUGUUCCUUUUUUAAAUUAUUUUAUUUUGAAGUGAAGGAAAAAAUGCCAAGCGGUUAUUUGGCUCUUGGUCACAUCUGCAGCUUAUAAGAUUGUGGCACGCAACUUGCAGCCUUCUGGUGACACCUCAGUUUUGCAGAAUUUAAGUUCUCCUCUCUGUGCCUAUAUUAAGUUUGUAGACCUUACAGUUGUGAAGAAUGACUUCAGAAUGUGAUCCAACAUAGUGCUAAUAACUGCCUGCAUCUACAGGCAAAUAAGCGGGAAACCACUCCAAGAGAUGCUCCGCUCUUCUGUUUAGGGUGCUACAUUGAAGACUCACCAUGAAACAUGUAAAUUGUAAUAUAUUUGACUGUUUUACUGCUAGUUAUUUUAGCAAAAGAAUCAAGCUCAUGUGUUUAUCCAGCAUGGCUGGAUAUCCUAGAUAUUAGGAAUAGAGAAGACAUAUUAGUUCUGUGAUGUGCUUAUUAUUUCUGUAAUUGGCUCCAUGGCUUCACAAUAUCUCCAGAAGGGUGGAGUACUAGUGAGAGCCAAUGGAGGGUCUGGGGGGCAGGAAAAUAAAGAACUCCUGUGUGUGCUAAAGCUACAGAGCAGAUCCAGGAGUUUGAGCAAUUGCUAGCCAAGAAAGCUUAUGAAAGGCUCAUUCUGUAGCUAGCUCGGCAAAACUUGCCACUCUCUAAGGGAUCAGAACUCUCUGGGAGCCUGAAGCCACUUCUGGGCUCUCAACAGAUGACAAAAUAUUAUUUUAAUGUAUUUUGAAAUAUUAAACUUUGAGGGGAGCAGGGAACUUGCUUGCAACUCCUGGAGGAGCACGGACCUUUGUUUCCUGCUGCUCGAGGAAGUGGAGGAAUGUUCUGGAGUGGAUGCCUUUCUCUGAAGCUGCAUGGGAUCUGAGGCUUUUGCUUGCAACUGCAAGUAUUUUCCAUGGACAACUUCAGACCAAUGGGUUUUUGGUUUUAACUUCCCAACAAAUGCUCCAGAUAUCUGAUUGAGAGAGUCAGACAGAUGCUGGAUGGAUCCAGAAAUUCCAGGACUCAUUUGCUCGACGUACUUUCAAAGGGCAUACAUGCUUUUCAAUUUGCAGUCUCAAAGAUUAAGCCAAAGUUCAGCUAAAGUUGACUGACUUUUAACGGUCUGCUCUUUUCACAUCCAAAUUUGAUGAAGGAAACAUACUGAACCUUGGUAAAUGCCUGCUGCAUGGCCGAUCUGACAGCACUCUAGAAUUCAGUGAUGGGGACUGCAGUUUGGGGUAGUUCCAGUAAAUGGAACUUUUCUGUUAUGAAUCUGAAUAAAUCAAAACACUGCAGCCAAUUAAUGGACUCAAGCCAGCAACUCCUAAUGCUCAAGACCAACUCAAAGGAAAACCCUGGCAUCAAGAAUUUGGUCUCAGAGAAGCAAUGGCACUUUCCUCACUGAAAACUCCUUUCCCUGCAGUCCUCUGAGCAUAUGUUGUCCUUCUAUGUGCUUUGUACAUUUAACAGUGCUCUCUAAAUUAAAAAUAACUGUGUGCAUUUAUUUCUGAUUAAAAUCUUUAUGUAUACUUAUUUAAAAUUGUGUGCAGAUUCGGUGUGGUCUUAGGGCUCAGGGCCCAUUGCCAGAGCUGCUAAGGUUGUUCACCACUCUUAUGAAGACACUGUAAUCUGUGUCUUUGGAAUUUCCUUUGUGCCUCAUACUGGAUUUAUUUCCCCUGUUCAUUGCCACACAGCUGAAAUCAUUAGCUUCCCCACAUCCUGUCCUUCCCAUAGUGAUCUAGCUGUCAAAGGGCGAUUUGGGCACUGCCAUUUCUUUGCUCAUAUAGCGGUUACCAUAUGUGUUCCUCUUCCAGAAGGACUUUAAUCUCUACCGAGGGCACAGAGCCUCACAGGCAGAAUGCAGGAGAGAGUAGUAUGUGUAAAGUUAAGAGGUUGCUGAGAGCUGGAAAGCCUGCUCCCAAACUGCUGGAUAUAUGGACUUUUGCAGACAGGAGUGCAGCCUGUCUCCUCCCUAGUAGCUUCUUUACAAUUUGUCUCCUCUCUCUGGAUCAUAUUUAGCUACUAUUGGAAGAACCUUGGUAAAUGGUAAAAUUUCUUAUUUAAACAGAAAUUCCAUGGAGAUUGUCUAAAGUUCUGGCCAUACUCCAUCCCAGGUAUUGGUUCCUAUCAGGUGCCCAGGUCCUUCUGUCAGUUUAAUGGUGCUUUUUAGAAUACUCUAGCUUCCUAUUGUGUUACUGGUGCUUAGAAACCACAGUGAUACCAAGACACCUUAGAAGUACCUAAAAAAGAUUGAUUAAUGGAUUAAUAAUGUCUCUGAAAUAAAAUCU
This is a messenger RNA of Gopherus flavomarginatus (Mexican gopher tortoise), 5701 nucleotides long. RefSeq names its product zinc finger protein 391-like. Gene Ontology annotation, cellular component: nucleus. NCBI's taxonomy places the organism in Eukaryota, Metazoa, Chordata, Testudines, Testudinidae. The record is from RefSeq and is a predicted model, not a curated record. The transcript is spliced from 6 exons. Bases 1462 to 3153 code for a protein of 563 amino acids. Gene Ontology annotation, molecular function: DNA-binding transcription factor activity, RNA polymerase II-specific; RNA polymerase II cis-regulatory region sequence-specific DNA binding. Gene Ontology annotation, biological process: central nervous system development; regulation of transcription by RNA polymerase II.